CACACACACACACACACACACACACACACACACACACACAAGCAUACAACGUGAACAAGAAACCCGUCGUGUUCCGACGCCGCUCACCUGAGCUAAGAUGCUCCCCCGGACUCUGUGGUCCAGACUGGGAGCCUUGGGACCAGCAGGGAGGAAACCAGUCUGCAUGUGUGCCUCGGCCCGCCUGUCCCAGUACGACUCCAAACCCAGGACUCCAUCCAGCUGGUGUGCCCCAGGGAUCUUUUGGAGGGCCUCUGAUGAUCUUCAAGCCGCUCGCCAACAGAUUAAAUGUGGAAGUGGACAGCAGAGGUUUUAUUCCCCCGACCUCCCGAAGCCCUCCGUGUUGAAACCCAGUUUAAAACCAGCGACCGGGUCCUUAAAAAGGGUUCCCAAAGGACCGAGGACUAAACAGCCCUCCAGAGCCAACCAGCCUCCCCUGAACCCGGACCAGGACAUGAUGCAAUGCAUUGCCUUUGCUACAGCGGAUCAGUACCAUUUGCCAACACUGUGCCACGCCCUGAUUGGCCACGGCUUCCAGGAGAUUGAUUUGCCAAGAGAUGCCUCGAAUGUGCUGUUGAUAAGCACCGACAUGGCCGCGAAGCCCGAUGACGACGCGGUGAUGUUCUUCUUCAGGGAAGGCUCCGUCAUUUUCUGGAAUGUUGAAGAGAAAAUGAGGAAAACGGUUUUGAGACUACUGGAGCAACAUGAGAUCCAACCCUAUGAAGUUGCUUUGGUCCACUGGGAAAACGAAGAGAUUAACUACACGGUUGGAGAGGGAAACACAAAGCUCGAGCGUGGCAACUUCAUCCUGAGCGAUAAGAUGGACCAACAGGAAGCUGCUCUGGAGAAAUUUGCAUUUUCAAAUGCUCUGUGCUUGUCAGUCAAGCUGGCGAUAUGGGAGGUGUUUCUGGACAGUUUCGUGGAGUCGAUUCAAUCCAUUCCAGAGACGCUGAAAUCUGGCAAAAGAGUUAAAUUGUCCUCUGCAGAGGUCAUGAAGAAGAUCGGGGAACUUUUCACCUUACGACACUGCAUCAACCUGAGGUCGGACCUGCUCAUCACACCGGACUUCUACUGGGACCGAGAGAACCUGGAGAAACUCUACGACAAGACGUGCCAGUUCCUCAGCAUCAAUCGGCGGGUCAACGUUGUGAACGAGAAGCUGGAGCAUUGUUCACAGUUAACGGAUCUGAUGAGGAGCCACCUGAGCGAGAAGCACAGCUUGAGGCUGGAGUGGAUGAUCAUCAUCCUCAUUGCUAUCGAGGUUAUGUUUGAGCUGUUAAAAAUGAUCUUCUGAGCGGCUCCUCCCACAACGCACACAUCGGUAAAGGACACGCAGAGGUACCGGGAUUUCUGCAGGCGUGAAGCGGACCCAAAUAUCAAUUUUUAUCGCGUUACUUUCUCCUGUUCGUUAUCAACAACACAAUCUAUUUUUUAUUUCUUUUUUUGCUGGCCAUCGAGGCAGAACACAAAAUGUGUCAGUGGGACUUUUGAAAGUUUGGGAUUUUUGUGGUCAACAACAGUUAUUCAAUUUUUUUUACAUUCUGUUCAAAAGUCUGAUUCACUUAUGAAAAUAUGCAUGUUUUAGCGACAUUAUUUUUGUGUCUGAAGAUACAUUUAAAAAACAAGAUGUUCUAACUUAUUAAAAGUUAUAAAGUUCAAGAACUCCAACUGUGAAUGCUGUAAAUUAUGAAAGAUGCAAUAAAGUGUUUUAAAUGUU
Molecule: messenger RNA, 1714 nt
Organism: Pseudoliparis swirei
Lineage: Eukaryota; Metazoa; Chordata; Actinopteri; Perciformes; Liparidae
Gene: rmnd1
Product: required for meiotic nuclear division 1 homolog
Exons: 12
Coding region: 98-1291 (397 amino acids)
Biological process (GO): positive regulation of mitochondrial translation
Source: RefSeq, a predicted model, not a curated record